Bursaphelenchus okinawaensis is the source of this 2783-nucleotide messenger RNA. The record is from the annotation of a GenBank genome assembly. Lineage: Eukaryota; Metazoa; Nematoda; Chromadorea; Rhabditida; Aphelenchoididae.
AUGGCCGCCGCACCAUUGGCCACGGUACCAAAUGGUGUACCACAGGAGAAUGGCGCACCACCAGCCGAUGUGAUACCGCUCAAGGUUUAUAUCGCUUCAAUUACUGCUAAUCCAGAGGUAAGAUUUUUAAAAUUUUGGAAAUUUUUUUACUUUUUUAAAUUAAAAAAAUUUUUUUUUCAAUUUGAAAAUCGAUUUUUUUUUAUUUUAAAAUUUUUUUUCUAAAAGGAUAGGUAAUAUUAGGUCGUUCAACUAAUUCUGCGCCCCCUAAUUCCCAAAAAAAAUUGUUUCGAGAAAGGGAACAGAAUUAUUUGAACAACCUAGUAAAUAUUAUAAAUUCUUAAAAGAAAAGGUAAUAAAAAACAUGAAAAAAGAAGAAUUCAUGACCAAAGUUUAAAAUUUUAGAUUAGAAAGAAUAUGCAAAAGGCAAUAAUGGUCCUAGAAGGCAUGGGUGUACCAUACCGAGCAGUUGACGUUACGAGGCCAGAAAAUGAAGCCGAACGAGAGUUUAUGAGAGUAAAAGCCAUGAAACCUAAUCAAAUGGGACCAGUCCUGCCUCCACAGUUCUUCUUCAACGAUGAGUACUUGGGGGUAGGUUUUAUUUUAUCAUAGUAUUAUAGCAACUAAAUAGUAGGCGAAUAAUUUUGAUGUGGUUAUUCUUGAGGAGUAAGGGCGGGGUCAAAGGUCUUAAGCAGAGUUUUGCUUUUUGGGUCCGGUCCGGACGGUCCGCAUUUUUGAAUUUAUUUCCCGCCAAACCCAUACCUCGUAAACUGUCAUAUACAGGGUUUUGCCGGACCGGACGGACCGAAAUAAAAAUUUUGGGUUUGGACCCAACCGGACUCAAAAAUUUAAAGUUUGGAUCGGACCGGACCCAAAAAUUUGAAGUUUGGACCGGGCCCGAAAAUCGCGAAACCCGACCGUUGAAAAACGCUCCGGACCGGCCCGGGCAAAACACUGGGUGGGGUCAGAGCUCACAAGUUUCUUCGAGUUAUCUCCGGGUUCAGAACCGUGCCGGGAAUUUAUAAAAAGGUGGAGCUAGAGGUGAAACUUAAAAACUAAAAAAAAUUCAAAUUUGGAAACUCUGGGUGAGGUAAUUUUUUUUUGAAAAAAAACUUUUAAUUUUAAAAUUUCAGAAUUUCGAUGAUUUUGAAUUUUCCGUUGAAUGCAAUGUUAUGGAAGAAUGGCUUAGGUUAAUUCCGCCAGCGGUAAGUUAAAACUUUUUUUUUCAAUUUUUAAUUUUUUUGAAAUUAUUAAGUUUAAAUAAUUUUUUAUCUUUUUACAGCCGCCAAAAGUCGAAAAACCGCCGCCGAAGCCAGAAGAAGAUCUUGAGGUAAGUUUACAACCUAUCGUUUAUAGUAUUCGCCUAUCUUUUGUAGUUAUUGAGUAUAAAAAGCCUAUGUUUUACAGUUACUAAACCUAAUACUACUUUAAAACUUUACAAAAACCUACAAAAUAAAAAAUAUUUUUUGUGCCAUUACUUAUUUACCCUUAUUCAGGACGAAGAAGACUAUGAAGACGAAGACUACGAAGAUGAAGACUGGGAAUACGAAGACGAAUGGGAAGAUGAAGAAGAAGACGAGGAAGGUGAAGAUGAAGUUGAAGUGAAGCCCAAGAAAGCCAAACUUGAUGAGAAAGAAGAGAAAAAGAGUGCUGAUAAGGCUAAAACUGAUAAGGCUAAAAGUACGUCUGAUAAGGCGAAAUCGACCGAAAAAUCGACUGAUAAGACAAAGUCUUCUACUGAUAAGGCAAAAACUAGUAGUGCUAAGGCUAAAACUAGUACUGAUAAGGCUAAAACUAGUACUGAUAAAACAAAGACUAGUACUGAUAAAGCCAAAUCUAGUACUGAUAAGGCAAAAACUAGUACUGAUAAGACUAAGACUAGUACUGAUAAGACUAAAACUAGUGCUGAUAAAGCUAAAACUACUGCUGAGAAGGCUAGCGCAGAUAAGACCAAGUCUAGUACUGACAAAACUAAAACUAGUAGUACUGACAAGACGAAGACCAGUAGUACCGACAAUACCAAGUCGUCAUCUGACAAAACUAAAUCAUCUUCAGAUAAGACCAAAUCAAGCUCAGAUAAGACUAAAACGUCUAGUACAGCAGAAAAGAAGACCAGUUCAAGUACUGAUAAGAAGGCUAGCUUAAGCACUGAUAAAAAAUCUUCAUCUGACGACAAAAAGAAAACUAGUACCAGUACAGAAAAGAAGACUAGUUCAACAACUGAAAAGAAAACUUCAUCAAGUACUGACAAAAAACCAUAUAGUACUGAAAAGAAACCGUCGUCCAGCACGGAGAAGAAGCCAAGCUCAAAUACUGACAAAAAACCCUCGUCUAAUACUGAAAAGAAGCCCAGUACUGAGAAAAAGCCAAGUUCUACUGAGAAAAAACCAUCAUCGACCGACAAAACUAAAACUGCUGAAAAGAAAUCAACUGAUAAGACAGCUGAAAAGAAACCUUCGAGCAAAGACAAGGUUGAAAAGACUGACGAAGAAAAGAAGAAAGAUGAAGAAGCCAAGAAAAAGAAAGAAGCCGAAGCCAAAAAGAAAAAGGAAGAAGAAGAAAAGAAAAAAAAGGAAGAAGAAGCAAAGAAGAAAGAAGCAGAAGAAAAAGAAGAAAAAAAGAAGAAGAAGCUAAAAAGAAAGGCGAACAAGCAAAGAAGGAUGAAGAACUUGAAGACGAAGAAGAAUAUGAAGACGAAGAAUGGGAAGACGAAGAUGAAGACGAUGAAGUGGCUGCUGCAAUGCGUGCUAUUGCUGAGAAGAAGAGGAAAGAACAAGAAAGAAUGA